Caenorhabditis angaria is the source of this 3045-nucleotide messenger RNA. The record is from the annotation of a GenBank genome assembly. NCBI's taxonomy places the organism in Eukaryota, Metazoa, Nematoda, Chromadorea, Rhabditida, Rhabditidae.
AUGCUUUGGGAACUUUUGAUAGGAAUUGUUGUGCUUUGGAUUUCGAUUUUGAGUUGUGCCCUCCAUAAAAUCGAAGAGGGACAUGUUGGUGUUUAUUAUCGGGUAAGUGUGCGGGAGUUGCAGAAAGGGGCGUGGCCUAAUUACAGGCUUGUGCGAUAUAAAAAUGAUCAGAAUUCUAAUUCCAGGGUGGCGCCUUGCUCAAAACCGUCUCCCAACCCGGCUACCAUCUCCUAAUCCCCAUGCUAACUCAAGUCAAAUCAGUUCAAGUCACCCUGCAAACGGACGAAGCGACAAAUGUACCGUGUGGAACGUCUGGUGGUGUAUUGAUUUAUUUUGAUAGGAUUGAGGUGGUUAAUAUUUUGUCGCAAGAAAGUGGUGAGUGUUUUUGGGAUGUUUUAGGGGUCUUAAGGUUUAAAUCGACUCUAAAUACCUUAGGGACCCAAAUAAUUGAUAAAAAUGAUGAAUCUGAGUUUUGGAGUAACUUCAAAAAUCACAUUCUUAUUUUCAGCCAUAAAAAUGAGCUAAUUCUAGAAAUCGGAAAUUCGGAGUAACUCCAAAAUUCAGAUUCUUCAUUUUUAUCAUUUUUCUGGGUCCCCAAGGUAUUUUUAAUUCAAUUUAGGGUAAUUUUAAGGUCCUUAGGGCCUCUGCUGUAUUUUUAACGUCUCAAAAAUCCCAUUGUGGCGAUGGUUUUAGGGUUCUUAAGGUUGAAAUUGACUCUAAAGAACUUAAAAAUACCUUAGGGACCCAAAAAAUUGAUAAAAAUGAUGAAUCAUACUUUUAAAGUCAUUUUUAGAGCUGAAAAUGAGAAUCUGGUUUUUGAACUCUCAAAAAUAUGAUUCAUCAUCAUUUUUAUCAUUUUUUGGGCCCCAAAUAUGUUUUUAAGUUCUCUAGAGUCAAUUAGGGUGAUUUUAUGGUAAGGGCCUCUUUUUGAAGUGUCUUCAAAAAUCAGAUUCAUCUUUUUUUUUGGGUCCCUAAGGUGUUUUUAAGCUCUCUAGGGUAAUUUUAAGGUUCUUAAGGUCCCAAUAAUCCCAAAUUUUCUUUCAGUCUAUGCAAUCGUCAAAAACUACACUGUAGACUACGAUCGUCCCCCUGAUCUUCAACAAAGUUCAUCACGAGGUCAAUCAAUUUUGCAGCGGUCACUCGUUGCAAGAGGUUUAUAUCGAUCUUUUUGGUGAGUUAGGUUAACUUGUUGCCACGUGGCAGGUGUUUUUACGCGCGCUGAAAAAUUUGAAUUUGAAAUUUUGAAUUUUUGGACCUGAAAACAUGAAUUCAAUUGUGAAAAAUUAGGUUUUUUUUUAAAAUUUAAGCUUAAGCUAGGAAAAAAUGAAUAAAAAUUAGGAGAAAAAUGUUGUUUCCACUAUAAUUAUUUGUGUUUUCAGACAAAUUUUCAAAAAAAAAAGCGUGGAGACCAAAAAAAUAAAAAAAAAUUUGAAUUGAAAUAUUUUUUGAAUAAGGUUAAUCACAAAAAGAUAUUUAUAGGUGGUGGCGCAAAAAAUGAAGAUUCUGUAGGGAAAAGAUCAAUUUUUCCUAAGGUUCCUAAGGUCUUUAAGGUGUUUCUGAUACCUUUUAGCUUAACUUGAGCUAACUUAAAAGUUUCUAAGGUCCCUAUGGUGAUUUUGAGGAUUAUUUUCAGUCUUUAAAGCUAUAUUAGAGGGAUUUUAAGGUGCUUAGAGCUCUAACAAGGAAUGGUUUUCAAUGUUCCCCCAAGGAAAAAAUCGAGAGUAUGUGGAAUGUUGAGGGUUCCCGUGGGUAAGAAAAACCCUAACGGGAAUAAGGAGAAAAAUGCCUUAUUCUCGAGAAAAAAUGUAUUUUAGGUCGAUUUUUACACCAUUUUUUGAUUUUUAGAGCAUCUGUAACUCGAUUUUGAAUCUAUUUCAUGAACUUUUGAGUCGUGGAAGUUGUUCAGAAUGGUCGAUUACGUGUUUGUGAAACUUUUUAUCAAAAAAUUAGACAUUUUUUGAAAUUUGGUUUUUUUAGUCGGGGUUUUUCUGAUCAAAUGGUCACCAAAAAACACAAAAAAUAAUUUUUUCCAUUUUCAAAUGAACGGAACUUGAAAAAUUUAGGACGGUCAACAGACGUAAUUUGGUCCGUAGAAUCCAAAAAUCAUAGUCUCGAUUCACACAAACUUCUCCUUCACAACGAAAACGUUGAUUUUCUAUGAAUUUUUCAAACUGGAUUUUUGAUUUAGUGGACUUUUGGGACCAAAAUUAUUUUAUUCCUAAUUUUAGUCGAAGUAAUACUAAAGUACGCCGUUUGCGCUACAAAUGGAUUUUUAGACUGACAUUUUUCAUCAAUUUUGAAAAAAGUUUCGAUUUUUCUAAAAAAUUUCAUCGCAAAAAUCAAUAACACCAAAAUUUUCUAAAACAAGGCAUUUUUCUCCUUAUUCCCGUUAGGGUUUUUCUUACCCACGGGAACCCUCAACAUUCCACAUACUCUUGAUUUUUUCCUUGGGGGAACAUUGAAAACCUUUCCUUGUAAGGUAAUUUUAAGGUUGUUUCUAAGGUCUACAAGUACUAUUUUUCAGACACCAUCGACGAGGAGAUCAAAAAAGCCCUUCAACAAGAUUUGACCCAAAUGGCUCCAGGUCUUUUCGUCCAAGCUGUCCGCGUCACAAAACCCAAAAUCCCCGAAGAAAUUCGUCUGAAUUACGAGCAAAUGGAGGCGGAAAAAACCAAAUUAUUAGUAGCGAUUCAAAAUCAAAAAGUCGUCGAAAAACUCGCGGAAACUGAGCGGAAAAAGGCGGUAAUCGAAGCGGAAAAAUCCGCACAGGUCGCAAUUAUUCAUCAAAAACAAAUGAUUUCGGAAAAGGAGACGCAGAAAUUGUUGAAUCAAUUGGAAGCCGAAAGUCAUUUGGAAUCGGAAAAAGCGAAAAGUGACGCGAAAUUCUAUGAAAUGCAAAGGAAAGCGGAAGCAAAUAAAUUACUGUUGACCCCGGAAUUUUUGGAAUUGGAACGGAUUCGAUCGAUUUCGGAGAACUCGAAAAUUUAUUUUGGAGAAAAAUUGCCGCAGACUUUUAUAUUGCCCCAAGGAAAUACGGAAAAAUAG